Molecule: messenger RNA, 3412 nt
Organism: Cherax quadricarinatus
Lineage: Eukaryota; Metazoa; Arthropoda; Malacostraca; Decapoda; Parastacidae
Source: RefSeq, a predicted model, not a curated record
AGAGGACGUUUUCUCUCGAUGCUGAGAGCCCGAGUCCCUGUCCUCUCCUGGUUACCUGCUUACAACGUUACCUCCUGUCUGCCUGGAGAUCUCCUGGCAGGCAUCACAGUAGCCAUAAUGCAUAUACCACAAGGUAUGGGCUCAGCACUACUGGGAGGACUACCCCCCAUCACCGGUAUCUACAUGGCAUUCUUCCCAGUACUCUUGUAUUCAUUACUGGGAACUUCACGACACAUCUCCCUGGGCACAUUUGCUAUCGUCUCCCUGAUGCUGGGGAACGUUAUAGAGAAGGUUAACCUGGUGACUACUGACAGUCAGUCAGCUCUUGCUAGGAACCUGACUGACACACUACCAGCCUUGACUGACACUCUACCAGUCAUGACUGACACUCUACCAGUCAUGACUGACACUCUACCAGUCACGACUGACACUCUACCAGUCACGACUGACACUCUACCAGUCACGACUGACACUCUACCAGUCACGACUGACACUCUACCAGUCACGACUGAUGCUCUACCAGUCACGACUGACACUCUACCCACCAUGACUGGUACUCUGCCCCCCAUGACCGGUACUCUUCCCACAAACAGCACGCUGAGGUAUACUCCCAGCCAGGUAGCAGCAAUCGUGGCACUUGUCUGUGGCAUUGUUGAGGUUGUGCUGGGCGUAGUGAGUGUGGGCAACCUCAGUGUGUUCCUCUCGGACAUGUUAGUGUCAGGUUUCACCACGGCAGCGGCGGUUCAAGUGCUUGUAUCACAACUUAAAUAUCUCUUGGGCGUCCAUGUCCGUAGAUACGACGGACCUUUCAAUGUUAUAUACAUUCUUCAAGACACUUUAGCUCAAGUCUUGAGUAGUAACCCAGCUACUGUGUUUAUAUCAGCACUCACCAUGGCUGUACUAGUCAUUAAUAAUGAACUUGUCAAGCCAUGGUUGCGCAAGAAAACCAAAUUUCCUCUUCCCAUUGAGUUGAUUGUUGUGGCAAGUGCAACACUGUGCUCCUACCUGGCCAACCUACACAGAAAGUACAAUAUUGAAAUUCUGGGAGAAAUCCCUACUGGGUUGCCCAAACCUACACCACCACCCUUCGAGCUGUUGCCUGCUGUUGCAAUGGACUCUGUCUUCAUCUGCGUUAUUUCCUUCACUGUGUCCUUCUCUAUGGCCAAGAUCUUUGCCAAGCGACACAACUACCCCAUUGAUGCAACACAGGAACUCUAUGCUAUGGGUGUGAGCAAUUUUUUUGGGUCGUUCUUUGGAUGUGCUCCCAUAUCUGCAUCGUUUUCCCGGACUUUGAUUUUGGAAGGAGUUGGUGGCAAGACACAGUUGUCUUCCUUAGUGUGCUGCAGCCUCCUGCUCUUCGUUUUACUGUUUGUGGGACCUUUGUUUGAAACUCUCCCCAAUUGCGUCCUGUCAUCAAUCAUCAUUGUGGCAAUAAAGGGCAUGUUCAUGCAAGUGGCUGACCUGAAGAAGGUGUGGGCCAUGUCCCAUGCUGAUGCCUUGAUUUGGUUGACGACCUUCCUGGGUGUGGUCAUCAUUGACAUUAACUACGGUCUAUUGAUGGGCAUCGUGAUGUCACUUCUGGUCCUGGUGGGUCGCUCACACAAGCCCAAAACUGUUCACCUCGGACAAGUUCCCAACACCGACGUGUAUUUAGAUGUCAACAAAUAUUCCAUGACAGCAGAGGUGCCCAGAGUGAAGAUAUACCAGUUCUGUGGGCCACUACAUUUCGCCAACUGUGAGUAUUUUCGUGAGCAACUGGUCUCUGUGACGGGUCUGAACCCUGCCACUAUUGUUGCUGCCAAGUUAUCAGCGGUAGGGCAGCAGCAGCAGCAGCAGGAGCUUGAGUAUCAGCAACAGAAGAUUGAAGCACCAUUAACAAGCCAGUUAUCUAAGGAAAUGAACGGGACAUCAGAUUCAGCAAAGACCAUUGAGAGGAUGACCAGCAGGACUUUAUGGGGUGUGGAGUACCUGGUGGUAGAGAUGAGUGCUGUAAGUUACACAGACUCCAGUGGUGGUAAUCUACUGUCUCAGCUGUAUAAGGAAUACCAGGAGGCUGGUAUUACUGUGUGUCUGGCUGCUCUCUCAGAGAGUGUGCUGGAGAUGCUGGAGUCUUGUGGUACACUCAAGGUUAUACCUUCAGAACACAUCUUCCACUCUGCCCACGAUGCUGUUACCACACUCACCCAUGACAACCCAUGUUGUGGUGAUAACCCUCUCAUGCACAGUCAUCACAACCCAUCUAGUGAUGACACAGUAGUCGUCCUCAAUCAUCGUGACUCAACAGCUGCUGAUGUGUCAAUAAGCAUGAAAUUGUAAAAUAAUAAAUUUUCCUAAUAGAAAACUUUGUUUCUUUCUGGGCAGAAUUCCUCAGCAAAUUUUUUAUUAAACAGUUUGAAAAUUCAUAAAUUUAGUAAUUGAAUUACAAAAUCUGGGAAGGAAGGGAGGAGAGAUCAUCCCAGGAUGUUUCAAUGUUUUAGUGUUUCAAACAUGGGAAAAUGUUUAGGUAAGUAUUGACUGCUCUGGCCUUCUGACAUUACGUAUAAGAAAUAUUUAAGAUAUUACAGUUGUACCAUGGAAAUAAGUCAUUCUGUUUCACUGUAUUGGGUUAUCCAAGGAUAACUAUUUGAGAAUUAUUAUAAUCAAAACUAAGUGCUAAGCCACCAGGGUCACACAGCACUGAUAGGUUAUACAGACAUUAUACGUGUCCAUAACACGUGUGUCAUCCAAGUUACUGUAAAAUAUAUAUUUGCAAGAAAAUCUUGAAAUUACAAUUGUUUCUGGGUGUAAUGUUCAGGGAAAUGUGGAAAUAAAUUGUAUUGUUUGGCAUUAUUUGGUCAUCCUAUGUUAUAUCUGCUUAGUGUUCUUUGUGGCUGAAUUCCAUUCAUAGUAUCAUGAAAUUGUAAUAAAUUAGGAAUGGAUAAAUUAUCUUCAGGUCAACUUCUCCUUGCUUGGUUUGCUGGUGGUGGAACAACAGCUCCUGGUUUCAUUGUUUACAUUUGCUAGUUUGGCAUAUUAGUACAUCAGACACCAACUGUGUAGUUAACCAUGAUACAUUGUGUGGCCCUGUCUGGUCUUAGAUUUGUUUCAAAGGCAUGAAAAAACUGUAGAAGACCCAGAGAGUUGUGCUGAGGUCAGAAAGUUUGGCAGGUGGCAGAUCUGAAGUUAUGAAAAACUGUGUGUACCAGUACACAGUCUUGUAAAUUUUAAUGUACAGUGGUACCUUGAGUUACGAACUUAAUUUGUUCCAGAAGGCUGUUCGAGUGCCGAUACCGAACGAAUCUGUUCCCAUAAGAAAUAAUGUAAAUUAGAUUUGUCCAUUUCAGACCCCCAAAAAUACAUUUACAAAAAUGCACUUACAUAAUUGUUCGAGUUGGGAUCUGUUCGAAAUUCGAGGUACCACUGUACUUGUCAU